Mesitornis unicolor (brown roatelo) is the source of this 955-nucleotide messenger RNA. Its product is annotated as interleukin-1 receptor-like 1. The annotation marks the transcript as partial. NCBI's taxonomy places the organism in Eukaryota, Metazoa, Chordata, Aves, Mesitornithiformes, Mesitornithidae. Gene Ontology annotation, molecular function: interleukin-1 receptor activity; interleukin-33 binding; interleukin-33 receptor activity. The record is from RefSeq and is a predicted model, not a curated record. The transcript has 7 exons.
AUGAUGGGGUAUGUACACUUGGUGUUCCUAUCUACCUUCCUCUCAGUUUCCAUGACAUCUGAAACAUUUGAUGCAAUGGAAGGUGAGGCUUUAGUUAUAAAAUGUCCUCGAUGGAGUUCAUCUGUGAAAUUCACCUGGUAUCACAGGGAUACCAACAAAAUAAUUCCUGAAGAAGGAGAGGGAUCACAAGUAUUUUCCAUAAAUCGCUUUCUUUGGUUUCUGCCAACUUCUAGAGAGGAUACUGGAAACUACACUUGUGUCGUACAUUUUUCAAAUAAUCGCACAAAGCCGUUCAAUGUGAGAGUGCAGGUGCAUCCCUACAAGCAAGGAGUGUGCUUCCCAAGUCAGAUUCGUUACCCAAAUGACACUGGAAGAGGAAAAAUUGUUUGUCCUACAAUUGACAAUUAUAAGGAUGCUACUAUCAUCCAGUGGUAUAAGGACUGCAAACCUCUUCAGGGACAGAGAUACUUCAAGGGAGACAAAUAUAUUUUUAUUAACAACCCAAGAAAGGAGGAUGAUGGUUAUUACACUUGUCGAUUUGUCUACACUCAUGAAGGAAACACGUUUAAUGUAUCAGCAACAAGGAUUUUCAUAAGUAAGGCAAAGCACUCCCCUCUACCUCCUCAAAUUUUAUUUCCAAAAGAUAAAGAUGUAAUAGAAGUGGAGCUUGGUGCUGCUUUAUCUCUGAAAUGUCAGGCUCGCCUAGGGAUUAAGAAGCAGCCAAUAGCAGUUGUCACAUGGGAUGUGGAUAACAUCCCAGUGAAAUACUUAGACUUUUCAAGAUUUCAUGAAAAAACUCAUUUUUUUGAAGGACGUGAACAAGAAUAUUACAGAGAGACCACUUUGCAUAUUACUGAAAUAAGAAAUGAAGAUCUGAAGGCAAAUUUCACAUGUGUAGCCGUGAAUGAAAUGCACAACACAAAGGUCAUGGUGAUGUUAAAACUCAAACCGCAAG